Molecule: messenger RNA, 1011 nt
Organism: Castor canadensis (American beaver)
Lineage: Eukaryota; Metazoa; Chordata; Mammalia; Rodentia; Castoridae
Source: RefSeq, a predicted model, not a curated record
AUGUGGGUCCUGGGUUUCCUGCUCCCCUUCCUCCCAGUGCAGCUGGGGGUGCAGUCGAUCUCAGAGGGUGUCUGGUGCUACGACUCCCAGGACCCAAAGUGUGAGACCUCAGACCUUGUUUCCUCAGGCCCUACCUAUUGGAAAGAGCUAGCCCCUGCCUGUGGGGGCCCAACCCAGUCUCCCAUCAACAUUGACCUUCACCUGGUCCAGCGGGAUGCCACUCUAGGGCCCUUCAUCUUUCAAGGCUACGACUCAGCACCUCCAGGCCCUUGGACCCUGGAAAAUGACGGCCAUACAGUGCUACUCCGCAUGGAUGCUGGUCCACACAGCCACCUGGAGAUUCAGGGAGCCGGUCUGCCCUUGCCUGCCUACCGACCCGUGCAGCUGCACUUCCACUGGGGGAGCCCCGGGCACCCAGGCUCCGAGCACAGCCUGGACAGGCAGCACCAGGCCAUGGAGAUGCACAUGGUCCACGUGAACACAAAGUACCAGAACAUGGCGGAGGCACAAUGUCACCCAGAUGGCCUUGCAGUACUGGCUGUGCUGUUGGAGGAACAGGACCGUGACAACCUCAAUUUCUCUGCCAUUGUGUCGGACCUGAAAAAUGUGUCUUCCCCUGGGGUCUCAGUGAAUCUGACAUCCACCUUUCCUCUGGCCUCGCUACUGCCCGGGGCCUCAGGGCUCUCACGCUACUAUCGCUACUCUGGGUCACUGACCACCCCGGGCUGCGAACCUGUGGUGCUCUGGACGGUCUUUGAGAGCACCAUACCCAUCGGGCGUGAGCAGGUAGCCCAGUUCCACACUGUGCCCCAGGCCAGGCUACCAGGUUUGCACACCGUGCCGCUCACCGAUAAUUUCCGCCCACAGCAGCCUCUUGGAGGGCGCAAGAUCUCAGCAUCACCAGGAGCCUCCAUCAGCGCAGCAGCCCCACCCCACACCCCCACCCUGGGGGAUUUGCAUCAGGCUCUAACAGGCCUGGGGCUUAGCCUGUGGCUCUGGCAGGGUCCCUAG